AUGCCAGCUCAGCUUCACUAUCGUUCACCCAAAAGCGAAGCGAGUCCCGAUUCAGCCGGCCCCGUAUACAAAUCUUCCUCCAUCUCGUCGCCCGAAGAUCUGGGCCUAUCAUCCAAACCAAAUAGUCGCAAGCGAAAAUCAUCAAUCGACGUUGAUGAUGACGAUGACGACGAUCUCGAUGGCCACCAACCGGUGAAAAAGACGGCGCAUAAUAUGAUCGAAAAGAGAUAUCGCACUAAUCUCAACGAUAAGAUAGCAGCUUUACGAGAUAGUGUGCCAAGUCUACGAAUUAUGUCCAAGAGCGCAAGGGGAGAAGAUACCACAGAAGAUAGGGAAGAAUUGCAUGGCUUAACGCCUGCGCACAAGCUAAAUAAAGCGACGGUUCUAAGCAAGGCUACUGAGUACAUUCGACAUUUAGAGAAGAGAAAUUUACGACUUGUCGAUGAGAACACGCAAAUGCAACAACGAAUAGCGGCCUUUGAGAAACUGUUCAUGGCGGGCGCGAUGAAUGGCGCGGUCAGCCCUCUACAACAAGGAACCCCCUCUACACCUAUACAAUACGCGCACGAACCGAAUGGGUAUGCGAACUCGGCCAUGGGCACACCAGGUCGGGCCGAUCCGCAAGGCAUGAUCCAAGUACCGGAUGAUAUGAAACGUAUCAUCGCUGCCCAAUUAGCUGCCAACCAACCGUAUCCGGUACCACCGGCGCCAUAUAGAGGCAACCCUGCCCUCAUGCGUCAACAGCAGAUCCAGCAACAGCAGCAGCAACAUAUGCAGGCGAGAGGAUGGCAGAAUGCCGGCCCCUACUUCGGCAAAUUGAUGGUCGGUUCCUUGGCUGGGCUGAUGCUUCUAGAAGCAGUCCGGGAGAAUGAGCAGAGCAACGAUACACCUGAGGGUCGUGGUCUCUUCGCAUUACCCAUACAGCUUCUUAAGCUACUUACCUCUUCACUGGACAUCAACUUCAUGGGGUAUCAUGUCCAGGGCGUACAAGUACUCUACUCGAUCAGAGUUGUGUUGCUACUCUGUUGUAUCUGGUGGGCCGUGAUACCUUCGCUCAUGGAGCGCAAGACUCCCGGCAUGGAUGGCUCCAAACAACAAGCGCAAGCGUCCUUGAAGGCGGUGCCAUCACUGGCAUCGCCUAUUCAUGUACGCCGCCAGGCAUGGCUUACAGCUAUCCAAACCGUCUGGGUUCCCCGUCAUAACUUCUUCCUCGAGGCUGCAGCUCUCGGUCUUAAGACACUGAAACUGAGCCUUAGGAAUAUGAUUGGAAUUCAUGGCUACCAAAUGCUGACGGGCCUUACCGAAGAACAAGAGCUUGCUCGUGUCAAGGCGUGGGCAAUCGCUCUAGACGCCCAACUAGCUGGAGGAGAUGUUGAGAUAAGCAAGAGCCGACUCACGUUAACCUUACUCGCUUCCGGUACUCUCCCAACUACUCCUCUUCGACUCAUGCUAAAGGCACUUCACAUUCGUGUCCUCUUGUGGGAAGUCGGCCUUUCCGGUAUUCAGCUUGGUGUAUUCAAUACUUUCGCAUCGAAACUAGCCAGAGCUAAGUGGAAUGAGGCGAAACAUAUGCAUAAACUCCUGACACAACUCCGCCGUAACGGCCAAGAGCAAUCCGACGAUGACCUACCUGACCAUCUAGCUGCGUUGCUCGAGCAAGAUUGCGAUACGGUCCUAAACCCGAGUAUUGUUCAGAGAGCACAUAACCUUGCCUGGAAUCGCCCAACCGUCUACAAUGCUAUCGGAAUUAGUGAUGGUAUGGACACUGUCGUGGAUGACCCAGCAAUCCGCUCGCCAAUGGACGCGGUCGCGGCUUGGCGAUCAAAUAUGACGUUACAAGGUGCACUUACAAAUAGUCUACUAGCUAAGGAGGAGGACGACCCAGAAAUGGUCCAGCAAAUCGAAGACGACAUCUCUCUGGCUAUUAGGACCGCACCGAUCGGCUCUAUCGCUCAAAACCGUGCCCUUGUAGCACGCGCACUGAUCUUCGAGGAAAAACGAAACUUGAACAUCGUGGCAGCAUUACAAGCUAUUGGUCCCGUGACGCCCAGUCUCGCAUCAAAUAGCCCCUUAGGCAGUCCAACUCGCUCGUCAUCAUCUGCGUCGUCCACCCCUCUUAAGGAGCUUCCUCCUUCAUUGAUCAUGACUACUGAAAUGCGAACUUCACUGCUCUGUGCUAUGGCCAUCGCACACCUCCAGAAAUUUUCUCCGCCAGAGGAGCCUGUCAAUAUCUACGCUGUCAUCGAUCAGAUUCACCCUAUCAGCGACAUGGGCUUGCUUGGGUAUACCGCAACUUUCAAGUUGAUGGACCGACUUGCGAGUCACGAGUUUGCUGCUGAGGCAUGUUCCGAUACUCUUGAGCGCCUUUCGGGCACAUUACGAAUCUGGACCGGGAAAGACUGUGGACUUGAACCCGAAGUUAGACACCAGAUGGUUGAGCGAUGCUUGGCCGUGACCCGCGGUGUUGUGGGAAUGGGUCUUGAUACUGACACUGGUUAUGGUAGUAGUGAGUAA
This is a messenger RNA of Hypoxylon trugodes, 2514 nucleotides long. RefSeq lists its product as uncharacterized. Gene Ontology annotation, molecular function: protein dimerization activity. The transcript is spliced from 2 exons. The record is from RefSeq and is a predicted model, not a curated record. Bases 1 to 2514 code for a protein of 837 amino acids. NCBI's taxonomy places the organism in Eukaryota, Fungi, Ascomycota, Sordariomycetes, Xylariales, Hypoxylaceae. Gene Ontology annotation, biological process: positive regulation of transcription by RNA polymerase II; SREBP signaling pathway.